This is a messenger RNA of Physcomitrium patens, 1392 nucleotides long. Its product is annotated as ethylene-responsive transcription factor ERF017. Gene Ontology annotation, molecular function: DNA binding; DNA-binding transcription factor activity. The record is from RefSeq and is a predicted model, not a curated record. Gene Ontology annotation, biological process: regulation of DNA-templated transcription. NCBI's taxonomy places the organism in Eukaryota, Viridiplantae, Streptophyta, Bryopsida, Funariales, Funariaceae.
GAGGUUAGGCAUAAAGGAUUCGGGCCUGAUCAUGCACAUUUCCAUUGUCCACCUCUGCGCCACUGCAUUCGCCUCUCCUCCUCGCCCUCGUGCUUCGUCGAAAGCUGUGGAAGAUUUGCCAAGCGGAUUUGAGGGCAUUUGCCAAGCGGUUGAUGAGACAGGGGGGGUGAUCAAUCAGGAAAUUUCGGCGCAGUUGAGUUUCGAAGGAAAGUGUCGCGAGUGUCGAUUGAUAGGUCGCGAUUAGAGUUAGUUGAUUGGAUAUACGAUGCUUGAGCUGGGAAGUUCGGUGUGAUGAUUGGAUUGGCGAACGAUCGACUCUGAGAUUGGGCUGAAUCCUAGACUAGCGGGCGGGGACGUUUCUAAUUAAGUGAUCUGAAUUCGGUGAGGUUGAAUUUGAAGUUGGACGUGACAAACUUUCUACGCGAUUUUUCUUUUCGAUCUCGUCAGCAUUGCUGAAACUUCGUCGACAAGAGUUUGACAGGAUCGUGACGCCGACAAAUUCUCAAUGUCUGAACGGAAUCGGAGGAGCGAUACUUCCUCAUCGCAGUACCGAGGCGUAAGAAUGCGGCGAUGGGGGAAGUGGGUGUCUGAAAUCAGAGAUCCGAUUAUGAAGAAGCGCAUUUGGCUCGGCAGUUUCAGAACCGAAGCCGAGGCCGCUCACGCCUUUGACGCUGCAGCUCUAAUGUGCUUGCGCAAUCCCAUGUCUCAGCUCAAUUUCCCCCACUACUCCUACAUCAUUCCUUCGGGCUCUGCGGGCUGCUUCUCCACACGUGAAAUUCAGGCCGCGGCUGCAGCCACUGCGGCCGCUUCCGCUGGGCGAUCGUUUUCGUAUAAUGGUUUUACGCAAUCGUCCACUUCGGCGUCCUCCGACAGCGACGACGCGCAGGAAAUAGAAGACAUCACAUACGAUGAACACCAAAGAUACACCCAUCCAUCGGUCCCGUCUUACUCGUGCUCUUCGUACGCCAGAAGCUGGUCAAAUUUCGACGAGGAUAUCGAUUUGGUGUCCGAAAUGGCGCGCGGAAUGCUAAUGCAACCGCCAGCGCCCGAUGACGACGACGACGGCGAUUACAAUUACCCCGGGCCACUUUACCUGUGGAAUUAAUCGGUUCCGGUUUCCUCCUCUAGAUCACUGCAGAAAUUCCACAACAAAUUUUGACCCAUGGGAAUUUAGCAGGCAGAGAUUAAACCAGUAUCGUGUAAAGCAGCAUGCUGCUUUGAUUGUAUAGCAUAGUCAAGUUAGCGAAAGAGAGUGAAAUCCAGCAAUGCAACAGGUGUGCUUGUGGUUUGUAAAGUAGGGAAUUUGGAUUGUAACCCGGUGUCGUGGACGUUUUUCCAAGACACUGUGCGUUUGAAACACGUUCUCGUUUCAACGAAUUUUGUGACAACCCA